Uncinocarpus reesii 1704 is the source of this 3186-nucleotide messenger RNA. RefSeq names its product glycine dehydrogenase. The transcript has 2 exons. Gene Ontology annotation, cellular component: glycine cleavage complex; mitochondrion. Gene Ontology annotation, biological process: glycine decarboxylation via glycine cleavage system. The record is from RefSeq and is a predicted model, not a curated record. Bases 1 to 3186 code for a protein of 1061 amino acids. Lineage: Eukaryota; Fungi; Ascomycota; Eurotiomycetes; Onygenales; Onygenaceae. Gene Ontology annotation, molecular function: glycine binding; glycine dehydrogenase (decarboxylating) activity; pyridoxal phosphate binding.
AUGGUCGCACCAUUCGCGGUUCUCCGAACAGGCGCCCGCCAGCUGGCGUAUAAUUCGCUGCGCAAUGCUGCGCUCAGAUCGUCUCGCGUGUCGCCGCUGACGGCCUGCAGGCAAUGCUUGCAGCUUUCCCGUUUCCAGCAGACGCAAUCAGCCCGCAGAGCCGUCCACUCGAGCUCUGGCGCCGACACCGACAGCCUCCAGCCCCGGGACCUUCUCUCUCCACUAGACACAUUUCCACGCCGACAUAUUGGCCCUGGCGCAGAUGCCACAGAGCAGAUGCUGGGUGCUUUAGACCCUCCAGCGAAAAGCCUCGACGAAUUCGUCCAACAAGUACUUCCCGGGGAUAUCUUGACUGCCAGGAACCUCUCGGUUACCGAGCCAAAAUCCGCAGCGGGACUCCGCAAAGACGGCGUGCUGGGUGGACUUGGAGAAAAGGAUAUGAUCAAGUUGCUCGAGUCGUACAAGGCAAAAAUCGACGCGACGGGUAAAUCAUUCAUCGGGUGCGGGUAUUACUCGACCGUGGUGCCACCCGUGAUCCAGAGAAACGUUCUCGAAAACCCUGCUUGGUACACCAGUUAUACUCCUUACCAGCCGGAGAUCAGCCAAGGUCGGCUCGAAUCCCUCCUAAACUUUCAAACUCUGACGGCCGACCUGACCGGUCUCCCCGUCGCCAAUGCGUCCGUCCUCGAUGAGGGAACCGCUGCCGCCGAAGCGAUGACCAUGUCAUGGGCCACCCUCCCUAUGAGCAAGCAGAAACAAGAUGGAAAAGUCUUCGUUGUGUCGCACCUCUGCCACCCGCAGACCAUUGCUGUCCUGAGGUCUCGUGCGGAAGGAUUUGGCAUCAGACUGGAGAUUGGCGACAUCAUGGCAGAGGAUUUUAAGCUUGUUAAGGGUCAAGGAGAUCGACUAAUUGGUGUCCUCGCGCAGUAUCCCGAUACCGAGGGAGCAGUUCUCGACUUUGAAAACCUGAGCAACCAAAUCCAUGCCCAAGGCGGGACCUUCUCGGUUGCCACUGACCUCCUCGCUUUGACUGUUCUGAAAGCUCCUGGAGAAUUUGGCGCCGACAUUGCAUUCGGAAACGCACAGCGAUUGGGUGUACCCAUGGGUUUUGGUGGUCCUCAUGCCGCCUUUUUCGCCUGCACUGAUAAGUACAAGCGUAAGAUCCCUGGCCGUAUUGUUGGUGUUUCCAAAGAUCGCCUCGGCAACCGAGCCUUGCGACUAGCCCUACAGACCCGCGAACAGCAUAUCCGCAGAGAAAAGGCCACUAGCAACAUUUGCACGGCGCAAGCUCUUUUGGCCAAUAUGACUGCCAUGUAUGCCGUAUACCACGGCCCAAAGGGCCUGAAGGCCAUCGCCGAACGUAUCAUGGCGUUGACCACUCUUCUGCGCCAGAAUCUGGAGCUGUUAGGAUUCAACGUGCUCGCGAGAGGAAAUGCCUUUUUCGAUACCCUAACUAUUGAGGCCAAAGACGCCUCCGAGGCAGAUUCGAUUGUCACCUCUGCUCUAAAUUCGGGAUUGUAUCUUCGACGAGUGAGCCCCACCAAGGUCGGCAUCUCGCUGGACGAGAGUGUCGGUGUCGAUGAGUUGAAAGAACUCCUGUCUGUAUUUGCAAGUAUUUCUUCGAAGGGUGGAGCCGAAGUUUUGAACGUCAAGGAUGUUCCGUCUAUCGAACUUCCUGCAAGCGUCAAGCGGACGUCUUCCUAUCUUACCCACCCUGUAUUCAACACCCACCAUUCCGAAACCGAAAUGCUGCGCUAUAUGCAGCACCUUGUGUCAAAAGAUCUAUCUCUUGCCCAUUCCAUGAUUCCUCUCGGAUCCUGCACCAUGAAAUUGAACGCCACCACGGAAAUGGUCCCCAUCACAUGGCCAGAGUUCUCGACCAUGCAUCCCUUCACUCCCGCUCAAAAGGUGGAAGGUUAUGUCGACAUGGUCGAGGACUUGGAACAACAGUUAGCAGAUAUUACCGGCAUGGCCGAAGUUACCAUUCAGCCCAACUCUGGAGCUCAAGGAGAAUUCGCAGGCUUGCGAGUUAUCAAGAAGUACCAAGAUAGCAUUGGUGAACCCGGAAAGAGGAAUAUCUGCUUGAUUCCUGUUUCUGCGCAUGGUACCAACCCUGCCAGCGCUGCCAUGGCUGGUAUGAAAGUUGUCACGGUGAAGUGCGACACUGCCACCGGAAAUCUCGACCUUGCAGACCUUCGCGUUAAGUGCCAGAAACACAAAGACGAGCUGGCGGCAAUCAUGGUCACCUAUCCUAGCACAUUCGGCGUCUAUGAACCCACUAUCAAGGAAGUUUGCAAUAUCGUUCACGAGCAUGGCGGUCAGGUGUACAUGGACGGCGCCAACAUGAACGCUCAAAUUGGCCUUUGCUCCCCCGGAGAGAUUGGCGCUGACGUCUGCCACCUUAACCUUCACAAGACCUUCUGCAUUCCUCAUGGCGGUGGCGGGCCCGGCGUUGGGCCUAUUGGUGUUGCUGAACACCUCCGACUCUUCCUCCCCUCUCAUCCUCUGAGCGAACCUCUUCUAGCCAAACGGUCAUCUUCCGUUGACUCCCCUCCAAUCUCUGCUGCGCCCUUUGGAAGCGCAAGCAUCCUUCCGAUCACGUUCUCUUAUAUCAACAUGAUGGGCUCCAAGGGCCUCACUCACGCUACUAAGAUCACCCUCCUGAACGCCAACUACCUUCUUUCCCGCCUCAAGCCGCACUAUCCCAUUCUCUAUACGAACACCAAUGGCCGCUGCGCCCACGAGUUCAUCCUAGAUGUCCGCAAAUUCAAAGCCACCGCUGGCGUUGAAGCCAUUGACAUCGCUAAACGCUUGCAGGACUACGGCUUCCAUGGGCCGACCAUGUCUUGGCCCGUUGCCAACACCCUGAUGAUUGAGCCCACCGAGUCCGAGCCCAAAGCUGAGCUCGACCGAUUCUGCGAUGCGCUUAUCUCAAUCCGUGAGGAGAUCGCGGCGAUCGAGCGUGGAGAACAGCCAAGAGAGAAUAACGUGAUGAAGAUGGCACCUCACACCCAGCGCGACUUGCUUGCCACGGAGUGGGAUCGUCCGUAUACGAGAGAGAAGGCAGCCUAUCCACUGCCGUGGUUGCUGGAGAAGAAGUUCUGGCCUACUGUGACAAGAGUGGAUGAUGCUUUCGGCGACCAAAACCUCUUCUGCACUUGCGGCCCGGUUGAAGACUCAGAAUAA